GGCAAAUCCGACUCUGUUGUUAAACUAGAUAUUCUAGAGGUAUUUUAAAACUGGUCAAACCAGAGGCAACACGAGCAACUUGACUUCUAACUUAUAAAUAGGUAUUUCUUUAGUUCAGUAGGUAACUGAGAGUAGGCAACCAAUUUAUCAAUUCCUGGAAGGUCAUUUACAACAAUAAUUAUAAAUGGAUUUUGAUUAUCAUAAAAUACGAGAGUUACAAAAUUUUUGUUUAUCAGUUUACUGUGUAAAUACUAGCGAGUCGGUAUUUUAAUAUUUUAAUCUCCAAAACCAUGGUGUUAGGAUCAGCUAAAUUCUUUGUAAGGACAUUUCAAACUAGAAAUGCCAGCAAUGUGGCAUUCAUCGGAAUCGGCCAAAUGGGUGCCAGGAUGGUAAAAAACUUAUUGAAGAAGGGCCAAGAAGUGAAAGUCUUUGAUACCAUCCCAUUAGCAGCUAGUAGUGUUCCUGGUGCCAAAGUAUGUAAGUCCGCAGGAGAAGCAGCUAAAGAUGCUAACAUCGUUAUCACUAUGUUGCCCACUGGUGAUAUUGUUAAAGAGACUCUGUUAGCGGACAAAGGAAUUUUGAAAGGCAUUCCAAAAAAAUCUCUUUUCAUCGACUGCUCGACCAUAGAACCAAAAAUGGCUCAAGAACUGUCGCGUAUUUCGAAAGAAAAUGACGUACGGUAUAUUGACGCUCCAGUAUCUGGUGGCGUAACUGGUGCAGAAGAUGGUACUUUAACAUUCAUGGUUGGUGGUGCAGAUAGCGACAUGAAAGAAGCUGAGCCUGUCUUGAGCAAAAUGGGUGGUAAAAUAUUCAAAUGUGGAGAUAUAGGUGCUGGACAAAUAGCCAAACUGUGCAAUAAUCUCAUUCUGGGAAUCACCAUGAUUGGUACUUGUGAAGCAAUGAAUUUAGGAAUCAAAUUGGGUUUAGAUCCCAAAUUAUUAACCAACAUAAUCAACGUUUCAACCGGAAGAUCGUGGUCUUCAGACACAUACAAUCCCGUACCUGGAGUUAUGCCCAACGUACCACCAUCCAAAGGAUACGAAGGUGGUUUCAGCGUACCGUUAAUAGCCAAGGAUUUAGGAUUGGCAGAAGCAGCAGCAUUGAGUUGUGGAACACCCUUGAUGUUAGGAGCGCUGGCCCAUCAGAUAUAUAGAGCUCUCAUUUUAAAUGGUUACGGAGAUAAAGAUUUCGCAGUUGUAUACGAAUUUUUGAAGGGUCAAAAGAAAUAAAUUGCUUAAAAUUAAUCUUGUUAU
Psylliodes chrysocephalus is the source of this 1253-nucleotide messenger RNA. NCBI's taxonomy places the organism in Eukaryota, Metazoa, Arthropoda, Insecta, Coleoptera, Chrysomelidae. The record is from the annotation of a GenBank genome assembly.